Molecule: messenger RNA, 3236 nt
Organism: Drosophila suzukii
Lineage: Eukaryota; Metazoa; Arthropoda; Insecta; Diptera; Drosophilidae
Gene: Myd88
Product: myeloid differentiation primary response protein MyD88
Biological process (GO): innate immune response; defense response to Gram-positive bacterium; positive regulation of canonical NF-kappaB signal transduction
Cellular component (GO): plasma membrane
Molecular function (GO): Toll-like receptor binding; TIR domain binding
Source: RefSeq, a predicted model, not a curated record
CUCCUCCCGCCAGCUUUUGCCCAUCGAUCGCCGUGAGCUUAUCGGACUCGCGAUCUGAUCCGAAAAGUGGAAACAAAGUGAAGAUAAAUUAAUAAGCAAUUAGCCAGUGUAAAUAGACUGUUGUCAGCCGACUUGCCGACUAGCCGAAGCAGCUGAGCAGAUACAGAUUGUUCCGCUGCAGCACCGCCCCGCGUGGAACCAAAAUAAACAGGCGGCGGUGGAGAAAGGGGGCAGGGUGAAAGGGGUUGGAAAGAGGGGCCGCAGGGGGAGCAGGGGGAGCGGACAACGAGGCAGAAACAAAAGCACAAAACGGCGGACAGAACCAGUCGAAACAAAACAACAAACCGGAGCGGACGCACUCGAAAAAGCGAAUAAAAUUUAUUUCUGUGCUCAUAGUGUGUGCAUAUGUGUGUGUGUGCGUGCCUUGUGUAUAUUUAAACAAUAUUUAAAAAAAUCAUACGCCAGACGAAAAACGUAAAAACGUAUAAGCGAAGAUCAUCUCCCCGCCGCCACAGCGAAGCGGAGCAGACAGAUAAAUAAAAACAGAAUCGGAGACAAAAACAACGCGACUGUGACGCGGCAAGGUGCUGGAGGUCACUCGGCCCAUUUCGCAUAGCAGCGCCACCCCCAACCCCCUUCCAGCCAUUUCCAGUUCCAGUUCCAGACGCCCGCAAACAGCACGCGCGAUCUGAAAAAAAUUAAAAAAAAUAGUAAUAAUAGAAAAAAAAACACACCAGCAAACUCACGCGCUUCAUCGUUUUAUUGCCCGCCCUCUCGACUGAUAAACGUCCCGUUGAUAAAUACAUAUAUCAUCGCAUCACACCAAAAACAAACACAGCAGCGCAGCAAACACCAAUUAUUCCAAUAAAGCCAGCGCCAAGUGCGAAUGCGCCCUCGAUUUGUAUGCCAUCAGCAGCACUCGGUGGCCCAUUCCCACUUCCAUCCCCUGUCUCACUUCCAGACCCAUUCCCAUACCCAUACCCACUUCCAGCGCCAUCCCAAUCCCCAUCCCCAUCCCCAUCACUUUUACGACGCCACUGACGUCGGCUAUCGGCGUUAUCGCACCGCCAACAUGGUGGUGGCCGAGGGAGUUAUGGACUCCGGAUCGGGGAUCGGUACGGGAAUGGGAAUGGGGCACUUCAACGAGACCCCCUUAUCCGAGCUGGGCGUGGAGACCCGCUCGCAGCUGUCCCGCAUGCUGAACCGCAAGAAGGUGCUGCGCUCCGAGGAGGGCUACCAGCGGGACUGGCGGGGCAUCUCGGAGCUGGCCAAGCAGAAGGGAUUCGUGGACGAAAACGCCAACAAUCCCAUGGAUCUGGUGCUGAUCAGCUGGAGCCAGCGGAGCCCACAGACCGCCAAGGUGGGCCAUCUCGAGAACUUCCUGGGCAUCAUCGAUCGGUGGGAUGUCUGUGACGAUAUCCAGGAGAAUCUGGCCAAGGACACCCGCCGCUUUAUUAUAAAGCAGGAGCAGCGGCAGACCUCUCUGGUGGAGGCGUGUCCCCCGCCCCCCAGCGACUGUUUCGAGACCAACAACAACUACAGCAGCAACAACAACAUCACAGUGGGCCAAAGUGUCCAGAUCCUGAGCGACGAGGACCAGAGAUGUGUGCAGAUGGGCCAACCGCUGCCCAGAUACAAUGCCUGUGUUCUGUACGCCGAGGCAGACAUCGACCAUGCCACCGAGAUCAUGAAUAACCUAGAGUCUGAGCGAUACAAUCUCAGGCUUUUCCUGCGCCAUCGCGACAUGCUAAUGGGCGUACCCUUCGAGCAUGUCCAACUCUCCCACUUCAUGGCCACCCGCUGUAAUCACCUGAUCGUCGUGCUCACCGAGGAGUUUCUUCGGAGUCCGGAGAACACGUACCUCGUGAACUUCACCCAGAAGAUACAGAUCGAGAACCACACUCGCAAGAUCAUACCGAUUCUGUACAAGCCAGACAUGCACAUACCCCAGACCCUGGGCAUCUAUACGCACAUCAAGUACGCCGGGGACUCCAAGCUGUUCAACUUCUGGGAUAAGUUGGCUCGAUCGCUGCACGAUCUGGAUGCCUGUUCCAUCUACUCCACGCGCCAGGUGCAAACACCCUCUCCAGUGGAGGAAUCGACUCCCCAGCGGGUAACCACGCCCAGCAUUCGGAUACAGAUCAACGACAAGGAUGUGACCGACAUGCCCAACUUCAAGGUGCCAGAGGCGGAGACCACCAUCGUUUCGGUUUCCGGAGAUACCGGUUCCCCCCUGCCGGAACACAAGCCGAAGAAAAAGGAUCGCUUUCUGCGCAGAAUCACGCACAGUUUCGCCAAGACGCCGAAGAAUGAGGGAGGCAGUGCAAAGACCCUGCGGCACGCGCACUCCGUCAGCACCAUAAACGUCACGGAACGGGAGAGGACACUCAGUGCCAGCAGCUCCAAUAUCUCCACCACGUCGGAGAGCAAGAAGAGCUUCAUCAAGUGGCAGCCGAAUAUCCUGAAGAAGGCCCUAUUCUCCCGAUCCAGCAACAAGCUGCAGACGCCGGGUUGAGAGAUCCUAGAGUUAGGAUAGCCAUUCAUUCGAUUCCUGGAUUCCUUGUCGUGUGCCCAGUCUAGUUGCGGCCAGAAAGAGUCGCCAAUGUCGUCACCCUCCACACUUAGUGAUAGUCCUUAGCCUAAUCCCUAUCAAAGUCAACUAACUUAAUAUACUUAGACGCACUUGUUAACUUACAAUACAUAAGACAACAACGAAUAAAGACAAUACCACGUAUACGCACAAAUGUAUCACAAAGCACGCAUAGAGGACCAAAAACGAUACGAUAUGCUCUAUAUGUAUACUGUAGGCUGUAGAUUUGAUAAACAGACAAAUUGGCAGUUGCGUUGAGUGAGGUUAAAUGCGCGACACUGCUAAUCGAAGUGCUCAAUUAACUGUUAGUCACGCGUUCGAUAAGUGACUUACUUAAUUAAAUUAUCUCUGUUCUCGCAACUCAGAACUCAGACCCCAUCUCGGAUGAGUAAUGAGUAAUGACCAUAUAUAAACUAUAUGUACGUAUCAUCACAUUGUAAAUUGCUCAAGCAGUUCUAACCGACUGCCAGCAAUAGGUAAACUGUUUGUUUUGGGUACCGCCUUGGGCAGGUCUCCCAUGUGAUUAGCCUUACUGUUACCGAUUGUUACUUGAUUAUAUGCCCGAUGUGCACUGAAAACACACACCUAAUAAAAAGCAAAGCGAAGAUUAUCAAUACAGUUUAGAUACGUAAUCACAUAAAACAAA